AUGGAGAUUGUCACAACAACCCCACUGCCUGAACUGUACAGCAUCACUGAAAGUGAGACUACUUUUGGCCUCAAUUCUGAAGUCAAUAUUUGGAAUGAUUCCUGUCCAGUCCUCACCAUACCAGCAGAAUUUGUCCACAAGUACCUCUACUCCUCUGUUGAUGUAGUCCUGACUACUAUUCUGAUGCCGAUUGCGAUCUGCCUGGGCUGUCUUCUUAACGGCGGUUUCUUGUACGUUGUGGCCAGCAUUCAGUCAAUGCAAACUACUACCAACUUCUACUUAGCUAACUUAGCCGUGUGUGACGGGUUGUAUCUUCUAUCUACAUCCUACGCGAUACGUUCUUACAUAGUGUCAGGCACCGUGUCACGCAACGCAGUACAAGAUGGCGACAUCUCGUGCGUGAUACUAGUCUUGCAAACAUUGUUCUACGUAGCCUCCUUGGCAUUCAUCACACUAGUCACGAUGGAGCGAUUCUUUGGCAUCUGCUAUCCGAUAAAGAGCCUGGCUCUCAACCGUCGCAGACGUACCGUCAAGCUAGCAGUUGGUGCCUGGCUGAUCUCCCUGGCUGUUGGGUUUCUGUACACCAUGCCGUACAUGUAUGUGGAGAAGAUCUGCAUCAACUGGCCUGACGAGGAACGUUUCGCUGACUUACCGAAGGUGGUAGGAUGGUGUACUGGGUCUCUCAUUCCGAAGCGUUUCACCAUCUUUCCAAUCAUCAUACGUGGCUGUAAAGCGCUUACUUUCGGCAUACCAUUCAUCCUGUGUACCAUCAUGUGCAUCAAGAUCGUCGCGGCGCUUGGUAAGAGGCCCCUUCCAAAGAGUCAAGCGGAACGGGCUCGUCUCCAUGUCACCAGAAUGCUGCUCGUCAACAAUACGGUGUUCUUCAUUUGCAACAUCCCGAGCACCGUCUUGCACAUCUGUGUAAUCUCUGCUCUAUUUGUCGGGACAUCGAUAGUCCCUGAAGAGGUCAUUACUACAAUGAUCCAGACGGCUAUUGCCUGUACCCUGAUCAACUCAGCAGUCAACCCCAUCAUCUACAACGCCAGCAACCCCCGCUAUCGGCAGGCGUUUUGCCAGGCCUUCACGACGUGUCUCUGCUCUCGGCGCGAUGGCAAAGGCGGACAGCAAACCUCUCAGCUAUCAACCGUUGAUCAGCGAAGACUUGGUACAACAUCAUCAAAGAUAGAAGAUGUCUCAGAAAAUAAGUAA
Molecule: messenger RNA, 1209 nt
Organism: Patiria miniata (bat star)
Lineage: Eukaryota; Metazoa; Echinodermata; Asteroidea; Valvatida; Asterinidae
Product: P2Y purinoceptor 4-like
Exons: 1
Coding region: 1-1209 (402 amino acids)
Biological process (GO): G protein-coupled receptor signaling pathway
Cellular component (GO): plasma membrane
Molecular function (GO): G protein-coupled receptor activity
Source: RefSeq, a predicted model, not a curated record